AUGGACGAAGCUCCACGGAAACCCAAGUGCAGGACUCCGUCUGACAAUUGUCAAAGCUCGGAACGACCAAAAAUUCGGUACUUUUUUCUGAUACCCUUAAAAAUAUUUUUUGCCUCUGCGUCGCUUUACCAUGCAUUUCUUCGUCCCGUGACACACAUUAGCAUUUUGUAAAUGUAAUUGUGGUCCGUUAUCGUGCCUCCCCCUUCCUUUUAUUUUUAACAGCUUUACGCACAAUGAAGUUGAGCGAAAACGCAGAGCCAGAUUAAAAUCGGAAACAGAUUUCUUACACCAGCAGUUGCCGCCCGCUAACUAUCGUGAUAAGCUUGCUAUCUUCAAGGCAGGAACCGAUUUGCUGCUACAAUACGCAAGUAAGUUUCCCUCGUCUGUCGAUUCAGUCUUAUGUAGGUACCAACAGCAAUGAAUCGAGGAAACUAAUUCUAACGGAGGAAGAAUACUCCGCUUGCGUGUUAAAUGUAAAGUCAUCCUCUGUGAUCACAUUUUCUCCAGAACUUCGAUGGCUUUGCUCUUCGUAUACGGUGUCGUGAUGGCGCUAUUUUGUCAGUUAAUGGAGAGAUCAAGGAACACCUUGGAGAAGAAUUCGUACGCCACAUAUUGUUUUGCAGCUUUUGGCCUCCGCAGUCUGUUUUAUACUAAACUCCUGAAGUUGAAUUAACACCAGAUCCCUGGGGCGCCUGCGUCUGCACAGGCUGUGCAUAGUCGUCUAGUUAACGGCAAUGUUCUACACAUCUUUGCCAUAUUACUUUCGGGCAACAACGCAUAUUAAGUAUUCCUCAGGAAGGGUCAUCCACUACCGUGGCCACAUUCAAGACCUGUGCUCAAAAUACCCGUAAACUUAUUGGGCAUGAGCAAGUCUCGUUAUUCCCACAGCACGUUACACUCCUAUUGCUACGGGUCUUCUCCUGAAUUGGGUGGGCGGGGUAGCAAGAUAUUAUUGGGAGAAGAAUCCCCUACUGCCGCUUUGUCCCAUUUGCCCCACUGAUACCAAGAAAGCUCAUUUAGCAAAAUAAAGUGAAAUUUUCCGCUAUUACUAUUUGCUGCCUUAUGCUCCGCGCUGACAUCCUCCUUGACUGUAUGCAUAUAGAGGUAGGCCAGUACGAAAGUCGAAUUCGCCUCACUACAAUACUGUUUAAUUUUCGUGGUUUUUUGUAGGCGGAUUGCGUCGGAAAAACUUUGUACGACUUCAUUGCGGCUGACAGACUUGCUGAGGGUGUUAUUAGGCAGAAUUUAGCUCUCGACACAGAAGACAUCGAGGCUCUGACGGCUGGACGUGAGUUACUACUUCAUUCUCAUGUAUCUUCUAUUAGGCUUGUUCCGUCCUCUAUGCUCGCGAGUUUGGAAUUUUAUUAGCUUUAAAAUGUGCCACUAUCAUUGCUUGCUUCAAGUUACUCAUCGCAAACUGUAGUGUCUUUUUUUCAAUAACCAAACCAUCUGCGGACGAUAGUCAAUGGGGGACGCAUUGUUCCUUGGGCGCAGACUUUGGCAGUCGUGCGUUGCUCGAAUUAACGGCUACCGGUCACCUGUUUUCGAGGUCAACAAUAUAUUUUGCCACUGUCGUAAUCAGUCGGCAACAAGCAGGCAAGUGAGAUAGGGCAAGCAUAAUCGGAUAGAAUGAUCGGAACGACUGGGUUCUCCGGAGUUCGACUUGAUUCGCCCUACAAUUGGCGUGUCGGUACUGAAAUGCUAACUGGAACAAAUGAAGCAAAUGCAUUCAGCGCAAAGGGUUUUCCCCUGUCUGUAUUUUCGCUCCCGAGCAGUAAACGACUGCAAAGCGGACCAUAAAUCUAAUCACCAUUAGUAUUUCUGACACACCAGUCAAAAUUCUGUACUCAAAGUCGUAAUUGUCUCUGCGUCGACGCUUUGUUAUUUAAGAGGGAGAGAUCUCGUCAACGUGGUUGAGAACCGAGUUUAAUUAUUUGGAAAAGAUGUCAUUUGUGCGAACUAUCGUAAGAAUAUUGUUCCUCCCUCUUGAAUUACUUUUAUCAGACUCUCCGUUCUCGUGGUUCGAAAUUUCUAUUGACCUAACGAAAGUAGACUUGUUGAUGCCCUGCGCACCGUUUGUCACGUUUUGGAACGCCCGAAUGAUUGCUGCCUUUUCUCUCUAAGAAACACUCGGCAGACAUUUUGUCCUACCCUUGGCCGGACCGUCGCCGGAUUGUUACUUUGUGGAAUUUUGUGGAGACAUCAGUAAGUUGCAAGUUGGAACUUCACCAGUUUCCUCCUUAUUUAUGGUAGUAAAAGGUGUUUGAUACACUGACCCCACAGAGGACUUGACGCGGCACUUUUUCGCCCAUCACCACUUAUGCAACUUCUUCGUACUGUAUUUUCAUGUUGAUCCUAUGGCCCUUUUCUCCCGCUUUUGUAGUUUUACCUCGGCAACAAGAUCGAACCGCAACUAGCGCGUCGGCUUCUAGCGACAGUAUUUUCCAAGCCUUGUGUAAAAGACUGGAACUCUGCGAAUCUGCCUCCUCAUACGGAGCUCUAUUUUCCAUGCGUCUGCAGCCUGGCACGUUUAACGUGCUGGAAAUUAGUGGUCGGUGAGUGUCUGGCUUUUUCCCCAUCUGAAUCCAAAACCUGUACAAAGAUUUCUCAUGGCUGAUACAUACUUUGCACUGGAAUGUAAGAACGACCAUGACCCGCGCGUUGCCCGUGCGCCAAGACCGACAGGCAGCCGGUGUUGGGGCACCUGUUGACGAUCUACAGAAAUGCAGUCUAAAGCGCACAAAAAUCCCGUGGGCUUGCAGAGCUUAAUGACUUUAAGCCUUCGGUUGUGGUUAAACUCGUAGCAUUUACUUUUUUGAACGCUUCUCCUUCUUUUGACGCACGCUGUCAAAAUCGCGCCUCAGCCGUCCAAGUUUUCCCUUUCGUGCUCAAAAUCGCCCAGUCCUGGUACGCACAAACGCUCCGACAUCAAAAUAACGCGCGGAUCAAAAGUGGAAAAUUUUGGCGACUUUAAGAAGCGGUACAUCCAGGGAUGCGCCGAAAUUGACGGCUGCUUUAGCCUUUGUGCAGAUCUCUUGCUGGAAUCCGCAGUAGUACUUGCUGUAGCUGUCGCCAUUUUUACUUUUUUUUAACCGCACUCCCUUAUUAGCUUGAUUAUAUGUACGCAUAAAUUAAUCGCAUAAUAGUGAACUAAUGUACACGCUUACUACAAUCUGGCGCCACCUCAAAUUCAUGUUUAUCACGAGGUCGUAUAUUAUCAGAUUGUAAUCACGAAAAUUCCACUACGUGAUAUACCCCUUCGCUAUACGACUGGAGAAGGCACACAUUCAAGUAAUCAAUUGGUGAAUGGCCGCGUUUCUAACCUAUUUGUCUAACCUUUGUGGCUUAUUCUUAUCUUAGGUAUGUGCCCCCAGAAAUGGUUCCCGAAGAUGUGCUGGGAAAAUCGCUCCUUGACCUUGUUCACGUGGAUUUCAGGUCUGCAACUGAAAGCAGUUUACAACAAGGCAAGUUAACCUGUGUAACUUGCCUGUGGAUUAUGGAAACGAGUUUCCGAAAUAUAUAUAUACCACCUGAUUUACAUCACUCUACUAGUCGCUGUGCGACUGCCUGCGAGGGUUCUAGUAUGAGCCCCAAGGCACAACGGAACGAGCAUGUUCCGUAACCUGAUCGGCGAGCGCCCACUGUCAUAAUAUAUAUAUAUAUAUAUAUAUGGAUAUAGGCAAAAAUUCUGACCCCAGGUGUUAAUAUGGAAGAGGAGGAUGAGGCGAUCUCUGGGGAAGAAGGUUUAUUCAUCUUACGUUUCGUGUUCAUGCUCGAGCACAUCAUCGGAGAUGAUGUGACACAGCUGCGAGGGGUUCGGCUCUUCAGUGGGACCCCCAGCGUUCUGUCGCGGUUUCUGGUAUAUGAACUCCAGAGAAUAAUCAGGUGAAUAAUUUCAGAAAUUAAUCAGUGCAGGACUUGGAGUUAAAUCUCCGGGACAUUCAGUCUCGUAAUGUCCAUUUACAUCGAGUAAACUAACCGAUUUCAUGCUUUCCUUACAGGUGGACGCUCUGUUUCUUCAACGUGCAGUACGCGAUUGGUAACUUCGGAUACUUGUUAUUCGGCGCAUGUCAAUAGUAUCAGCCUGAGUGACUACAUCCACUGCCUCGUUGUCGACUUUUUACCAGCAUAA
This is a messenger RNA of Spirometra erinaceieuropaei, 4132 nucleotides long. NCBI's taxonomy places the organism in Eukaryota, Metazoa, Platyhelminthes, Cestoda, Diphyllobothriidea, Diphyllobothriidae. The record is from the annotation of a GenBank genome assembly.